Molecule: messenger RNA, 2339 nt
Organism: Cynocephalus volans (Philippine flying lemur)
Lineage: Eukaryota; Metazoa; Chordata; Mammalia; Dermoptera; Cynocephalidae
Gene: CPE
Product: carboxypeptidase E
Exons: 9
Coding region: 202-1632 (476 amino acids)
Biological process (GO): protein processing; peptide metabolic process
Molecular function (GO): metallocarboxypeptidase activity; zinc ion binding
Source: RefSeq, a predicted model, not a curated record
CUGGGCUCGGCGGCCAGUCGCGCAGCCCGACGGAGCCGCGGCGUCGCCGCUGUCCUCUGGGUGGCCCCAGCACGCGGGCGGACACGCACUGAGCCGGGGAAGCGGAGGCGACAGGAGGCUGCCGCCGAGCUUGCCGCCCCCCCAGCAGCGAAGCCCGGGGCCGGGCAGACAAAAGAGGCGGGCGGCGUCGGAGGCGCCGCGAUGGCCGGGCGGGGAGGCCGGGCGCUGCUGGCCCUGUGCGGGGCUCUGGCCGCCUGCGCGUGGCUCGUGGGCACCGAGGCGCAGGAGCCCGGGGCGCCCGCGGCGGGCAUGCGACGGCGCCGGCGGCUGCAGCAGGAGGACGGCCUGUCGUUCGAGUACCACCGCUACCCCGAGCUGCGCGAGGCGCUGGUGUCCGUGUGGCUGCAGUGCACCGCCAUCGGCAGGAUCUACACGGUGGGGCGCAGCUCCGAGGGCCGGGAGCUCCUGGUGCUCGAGCUGUCCGACAACCCCGGGGUCCACGAGCCUGGUGAGCCUGAAUUUAAAUACAUUGGGAACAUGCACGGCAAUGAGGCUGUUGGACGAGAACUGCUCAUUUUCUUGGCCCAGUACCUGUGCAAUGAAUACCAGAAGGGGAACGAGACAAUUGUCAACCUGAUCCACAGUACCCGAAUUCACAUCAUGCCUUCCCUGAACCCCGAUGGCUUUGAGAAGGCAGCAUCUCAGCCUGGUGAGCUCAAGGACUGGUUUGUGGGUCGGAGCAAUGCCCAGGGAAUAGAUCUGAACCGCAACUUUCCAGACCUGGAUAGGAUAGUUUAUAUUAAUGAGAAAGAAGGUGGUCCAAAUAACCAUCUGUUGAAAAAUCUGAAGAAAAUUGUGGAUCAAAACACAAAGCUUGCUCCUGAGACCAAGGCUGUCAUUCACUGGAUUAUGGACAUUCCUUUUGUUCUCUCUGCCAAUCUCCAUGGAGGAGACCUUGUGGCCAAUUACCCAUACGAUGAGACUCGGAGUGGUAGUGCUCAUGAGUACAGCUCCUGCCCAGAUGACGCCAUUUUCCAAAGCUUGGCUCGAGCAUACUCUUCUUUCAACCCGGCCAUGUCUGACCCCAAUCGGCCACCAUGUCGCAAGAACGAUGACGACAGCAGCUUUGUAGAUGGGACGACCAAUGGUGGUGCUUGGUACAGUGUACCUGGCGGGAUGCAGGACUUCAAUUACCUCAGCAGCAACUGUUUUGAGAUCACUGUGGAGCUUAGCUGUGAAAAGUUCCCACCUGAAGAGACUCUGAAGCGCUACUGGGAGGAUAACAAAAACUCCCUGAUUAGCUACCUCGAGCAGAUACACCGAGGAGUCAAAGGAUUUGUCCGAGACCUUCAAGGUAACCCAAUUGCCAAUGCAACCAUCUCCGUGGAAGGAAUAGACCAUGACGUUACAUCUGCAAAGGAUGGUGAUUACUGGAGAUUGCUUGUACCCGGAAACUAUAAACUUACAGCCUCAGCUCCAGGCUAUCUGGCAAUAACAAAGAAAGUGGCAGUACCUUAUAGCCCUGCUAUUGGGCUUGAUUUUGAACUGGAGUCAUUUUCUGAAAGGAAAGAAGAGGAGAAGGAAGAAUUGAUGGAGUGGUGGAAAAUGAUGUCAGAAAUUUUAAAUUUUUAAAAAGGCUUCUAAUUAGUUGCUUUUAAUCUAUCUAUAUAAUGUAGUCUGAUGUAAUGUGGCCACUUUAUUUUAGAUUUUGUGCAGUUAAUAUUUAAUAUUGAUUUAUUUUUUAAUCAUUCAAAUAUUAAUCAAUAUUACUUAAAUAAUUAGACUCUUAGGUAAAAAUAUAAGAAGUUGAUCUAUUUCAUUCUCUUAUAUAGCAUUCAUUUUCUUACAUAUAUCACACAAAGGACUGCAGGAAAGAUUUUAAGUAAUCUUGUCAUUUUAGGCUUAAAUGCAAUAUUCCAGGUGUUAUUUGCAAUACAGAACUUUUUGAGUAAUUCUAGCUUUUAAAAAUUAGUGAAGUUCUUUUAACAUAAUUGGUGACAAUGUCACAAAACGGAUGCCAUUGAAAACGUCAACAGAUAUAGCUUGAGGUUGUGAGCACUCUACUGCAAGACUUAAUAGUUCAGUAUAAAUUGUCAUUUGUCUCUUGUGCCGAGUAGCCAUAUAAGCAUGAUCUUGUUAAUGCAUUUUUGAUGGGAAGAAAAGGAACUUGUUUACCAAGAGGUGUAAUGAAAAGAAUGAAAAAUGACUUCUUGCUUGUACGUAUAGAGGCAAUACUGUUAUAUUAGUUGGUCUGUUAACACUACUUCAAAGUUUAGGGUUUUCUCUUGGUUGUAGAUUGGCUCAGAAUUGCAUUCUGAAUAAAUAAAGGUUAAAAAAUA